CAAUGCCAAGAAAACGCAAAGGGGCUGAUUUGAGCCGCAGUAUAAGUAAAGCUCGAAACUUGCGAAAUAGCAGAUCCGAAAGAACAGAAGAACAAAUCCAGCAACAAAAUACUGAUGCACGUGUCAGAAUGGCGCAAUUGCAUCAAGAAGAGCCAGAAGAUACACGAGCUGAACGCAAUGAAGUCAGAAGAUUAGAACAACGACAAUCACGCCGUUUCACAGUCAAUAGACGAAGAACAAAUGACCAACAACGACAACAGGUACAUCGAGCAUUUAUAUCUGAUUCAUUCCUGCGUCUAACAUUCCAGUAUGAGCCCGAUAUUGAAUAUUAUGCUCAUUCAAUAGUAGUAAUUGGUGCUAUGGACAAGGAAUGUCCGCAUUGUCAUGCUCUGAAAUUCAAAAAUGAGCCAGCUGGGAUGUGUUGCGCGUCAGGAAAAGUGCAACUACCUAAAAUUGAAACACCACCUGAACCAUUGAACGGCUUACUUAUCGGCACGGAUCCAGAUUCUAACGUGUUCCUGAAGUCAAUUCGAAGAUUCAAUUCAUGCUUUCAAAUGACAUCGUUCGGAGCAACAGAAAUAGUUCGAAAUACUAAUGCAAAUAGUCAACAAUUCAAUUCUACAUUCAAAAUCAGAGGCCAAGCUUAUCAUAAAAUGGGCUCACUGCUGCCAAUGCCAAACGAACCACAUAAAUUCUUACAAAUCUACUUUAUAGGCGGCGAGGAUUCCGGAAGCGCACUUGCCAAUCGCGUGAAUGCACGUUGUGAUUAUAAUAACCUUGAUUCACUUUAUGCCAGGCGCAUCUUCAGCGAGCUAGAUGCUCUUUUGAACGAGCACAACGAGUUGUUGAAAAUAUUCAAAUCACAUAUGCACCAAUUACAAAGCGAUAAUCACGCUAUCGUCAUUAAUCCUGAUAAAACACCAGCUGGAGAGCAUAUUCGUAGAUUCAAUGCACCCAUUGUUGAUGAUGUUGCUGGAAUCAUGGUUGGCGAUUGUACAGCUGCACGAGAAAUUGUGAUUCGUAGAAGAAAUAAUAAUCUUCAGUUCAUUGCUGACACACAUCGUUCAUAUGACGCUCUCCAAUAUCCGCUAAUAUUCUGGAAGGGACAAGACGGAUAUUGCAUAAACAUAAAACAACGAGAUCCCGUAUCAGGAGCUGAAACAAACAAGAACGUUAGCUCAAAGGAUUAUUAUGCGUACUGAUUAAUGAUUAGACGUGGCCUGGACAACGUCAUUUUACGAUGUCGUGAGCUUUGUCAACAAUUCAUGGUCGACAUGUACGCGAAGAUUGAGAGCGAACGACUACGAUACUUACGAUAUAAUCAACAAAAGCUGCGCGCGGAAGAGUACAUUCAUUUGCGAAACGCUAUCAACAACAACGCCGACGUCGCCGAAAUUGGUAACCAUGUCAUUUUACCAUCAUCGUACGUAGGCAGUCCACGUCAUAUGCAAGAAUAUAUACAGGAUGCUCUGACUUUCGUGCGCGAAUAUGGACGACCAUGUUUAUUUAUCACGUUUACAUGUAAUCCAAAAUGGCCAGAGAUUACAUCUUUGCUACUGCCUGGCCAAAAUGCAAUACAUCGCCAUGACAUUACAGCACGUGUGUUCAGACAAAAGUUGAAGUCUUUAAUAAGUUUCAUUACUAAAUCACAUGUAUUUGGUCCCACACGUUGCUGGAUGUAUUCGGUUGAGUGGCAAAAGCGAGGAUUACCUCAUGCACACAUUUUGGUUUGGUUCAUCGACAAAAUCCGUCCUGAAGAAAUCGAUAGUAUCAUUUCUGCGGAAAUUCCAGAUCCAUCCACUGACCAACUGCUGUUUGAUAUUGUUACAACAAACAUGAUUCAUGGUCCAUGUGGUACUUUUAAUAGUUCAUCGCCUU
Messenger RNA from Cotesia glomerata, 1878 nucleotides. RefSeq lists its product as uncharacterized. Lineage: Eukaryota; Metazoa; Arthropoda; Insecta; Hymenoptera; Braconidae. The transcript has 2 exons. Bases 3 to 1202 code for a protein of 399 amino acids. The record is from RefSeq and is a predicted model, not a curated record.